This is a messenger RNA of Aspergillus calidoustus, 351 nucleotides long. NCBI's taxonomy places the organism in Eukaryota, Fungi, Ascomycota, Eurotiomycetes, Eurotiales, Aspergillaceae. The record is from the annotation of a GenBank genome assembly.
AUGAUUGCAAGUAUCAAGACCCUCCUCCUCACCGCAGCCCUGAGCACGAGCGCCCUCGGCGCCGUCUCUGCAACAUUCAACCGCUACUUUGAGGCAGGCUGCGCCACGGCGCUCGGCCCCGUGACGCUGGUCGAAGGGUACUGCGUCAAUGUCGCAGGCUUCCCCAUUCUCAGCUGGGGCUCCUCUGGCAUCAGUGGAGCGUGCGAAGACGCUUCGACGUCGCCUGUUAUUAAGAUUUUCUCGGAGCCUGGGUGUGAGACCGGGUUGAUUGGGGAAUUUGCUGUUGGGGAGGAGGCGCAGUGUGUCGAGGCCGAUGUGACGAUUCAGAGUGUGACGCUUGUUUGUGAGUAG